Gymnodraco acuticeps is the source of this 1564-nucleotide messenger RNA. RefSeq names its product serine/threonine-protein phosphatase 2B catalytic subunit beta isoform-like. NCBI's taxonomy places the organism in Eukaryota, Metazoa, Chordata, Actinopteri, Perciformes, Bathydraconidae. Gene Ontology annotation, molecular function: calmodulin-dependent protein phosphatase activity; calmodulin binding. The transcript has 9 exons. The record is from RefSeq and is a predicted model, not a curated record. Gene Ontology annotation, cellular component: cytoplasm; cytosol; calcineurin complex. The coding region runs from base 1 to 873 and encodes 290 amino acids. Gene Ontology annotation, biological process: calcineurin-NFAT signaling cascade.
AUGCUAUUAAAGACCUGUGUACUUCUUCCACCUUCACUCCACUUCAGAUGCUCUUAUUUGCUCUCACUUUCUCUUUCUGUCCACAGUUACCCGGCAGUGUGUGAGUUCCUACAGACCAACAACCUGCUGUCAAUCAUCAGAGCGCAUGAAGCACAGGAUGCUGGGUAUCGUAUGUACAGGAAGAGUCAGACUACAGGUUUCCCCGCUCUCAUCACAAUCUUCUCUGCUCCAAACUACCUGGAUGUCUACAACAACAAAGCGGCGGUGCUGAAGUAUGAGAACAACGUGAUGAACAUCCGUCAGUUCAACUGCUCUCCUCACCCCUACUGGCUGCCCAACUUCAUGGACGUCUUCACCUGGUCGCUGCCUUUCGUGGGAGAGAAGGUGACUGAAAUGCUGGUCAACGUCCUAAGUAUCUGCUCCGACGACGAACUCAUGAACGACGGAGAGGAGAUCUUCGAUGCCAGUGCAGCAGCAGCCAGGAAAGAGGUGAUCAAAAACAAGAUCCGAGCCAUCGGGAAGAUGGCUAAAAUGUUCUCUGUUCUACGGGAGGAGAGUGAGAACGUGUUGACCCUGAAGGGACUGACUCCUACAGGCAUGCUGCCCAGCGGCGUGCUCUCUGGGGGAAAACAAACCCUGCAGAGCGCUACCAUUGAGGCCAUUGAAGCCAUCGAGACAGUUAAGGACGCUGAAGCCAUCCGAGGCUUCUCUCCGCAGCACCGGAUCAAAAGCUUCGAGGAGGCCAAAGGUCUGGAUCGGAUCAACGAGAGGAUGCCUCCGCGCCGCGAAGCCGUCAACAGCGUGGGGCUGUCGAUGGGCCGCAUGAACAUUGGAGAGCCCAACGGGACCGACAGCAACAGCAAUAUACAGUGAUGGACACACUCUCCCACAGACACACACCUGCAGAUACAACACCUCUGAUAUGGUACCCAAUUUACAGAUACGUGCACAUAAGCAUAUAUAAAAAAGCACCACACACACAGUAUAACAUAUAGACAGAUAACACACACACACGAUUAACUACCCUAUUCCCGUUGCCCUCAGCUGUAUCUAAAGGCAUGGUUGAUCCGGACUUUACCACCAAAAGGCAGUGUCUCUUCACCGGACUGAUCGGCCCUAUUUAAAGAACUACAACUCCCAUGUACCUGCACAACAACAAUGAAAGGAACUACAAAACACUCCCCGUGCGGAACAGGAGGAGCUGCUGUGCACCGUGUACGUUGGUGACCACCGACGGAUCGACAGUGUCAGCAUGACGUAGCUGUGGUGUGUGUGUUGUGUCAGGAGUGUUUGCACGCGGAGGAGGGUAAUCAAGGGAUGGGGCGCUUAUGGCGCAUUUCCACUGCAGUGCGGAGCGUGGUUUAAGCGUGCCGUGCCCGGCUCGUUUUUGGUUGCGUUUCCACUAGGCGUAGUUCCGGUUAGCGGGUACUUUUUCACAGUUUUUCUGGCUCACCAAAAUCGAGGUUCUUUCCGGGCCAACAACCGGGCUGAGUAUGCUAAACUAGUGAGAGAAUCGCUGGCAACUACAACAAAAUGAACAUAUUUUACCGUGGCUUAAUUGUAA